Molecule: messenger RNA, 1254 nt
Organism: Nylanderia fulva
Lineage: Eukaryota; Metazoa; Arthropoda; Insecta; Hymenoptera; Formicidae
Source: RefSeq, a predicted model, not a curated record
UUCAUCAUUUCCCUGCGUCUUUAAAAUUCUUGACGAAUGAUAGUUACAAGUACCAUCAAUCCGGCGCUAAAAAUCGGCCUUCAGUGCCUCGGUUUGUGGCCAAAUGUGCCAUAUUCUACAAUUUAUUCGCUUCUUGUUAUGUCGAGCAUUCUAAUCGUACAAUACUUUCAAUAUCUAUAUGUGUUCUCUCAUUUUAAACUUAGCGAGCUUUCCAAUCUCGUGGACGGCUUAUCUUCGACUUUAGAGAGCAGUUUGAUGUUUAUUAAGGUGGUUAGUCUUUGGAAGUAUCGUCGCAUUUUCCAUCAACUCCUGGCCGCGAUGGAUAAUGAUUGGCGCGAGUGCAGCUACGUCGAUCAGCAUAUGAAUAUAAUGACAAUUAAUGCCGGUAUAUCGCAUUAUUUUUCCAAUGCUAUGUUGACUUUUAAUACAUUCGCUUCGGUAUUUUAUCUCUUGGGUGAUUACGCGAUUCGUUUUGUGUAUCUAACGAAAGAUUACAAUAACAGUUUGCGGCAAUUUCCUGUCAAAGCAGAAUUUCCUUUUGAAUCGGAGCAAUCGCCGAUCUUUGAAUUGCUCGUCUUAGCACUAUUUUUACAUGUGAUGUCGGACUCGUGUACAAUCGCUAUUGUAAAUGCAUUGAUUUUCAGUCUGGUGUUCCACGUAAGCGGUCAAAUCGAUAUUAUAUGUGAAGACUUCAAAACAAUUUCUAAAAGAAUUUAUGAUGACUCUUCCGCAUAUACAUUAUUAGGACCGUUAAUUGAAAGACAUAACAGAGUGAUUUUAUUUUCCGAACGAAUUGGGAAACUUUUUUCCUUUAUCGCAUUGAUGCAAGUUGCUGCGAAUACCUUAGUUAUCUGUUGCAUAGGAUUUGUUAUUACAAUUUCCAUUCAUAAUGAUGCCAGUGUCUUCGUGUUAAUAAAAGCUAUUUUAGCUUAUAUUGCUAUAGCGAUAGAGGCCUUUAUCAUUUGCUUUGCUGGGGAAUACCUCAGCUUUAAGAGUAAAUCUAUCUCUGAUGCAGCAUACGAAUCACUGUGGUAUAAUAUGCCAUCGAGUCAAGGUAAAGUUAUAUCGUUCAUGAUACUAAGAUCUCAGAAGCGACUAGUUAUCACAGCAGGGAAAAUCAUGAAUUUAUCCUUUGAAACUUAUGCAAGCGACACCCAGACGGAUAAUAAGCUAUCUCGAAUUGCUGUUAGACGCAGAGGACAUAAUUACGAUCGAUUGCCAUUCGGAUGGGAUUGCACGAGCGUUCGAGAAUGA